AUGGCUGACGAAGAAAUUCCCAACUUGAUCCAUAAUGAUAUUAAACGUACAGAUUUUCCUGAUAACUUCAUGUUUGGAGUAGGAACAUCUGCUUAUCAGAUUGAAGGUAGUUGGAAUGUAGAUGGUAAAGGCUUAAGUAACUGGGAUACUUUUACCCUAAGACACCCAGACAAGAUUCGUGGAGGUGGCAACGGAUGUGUCGCUGUUGAUAAUUACAGAAGAUGGAAGGAAGACGUUCAGCUGCUGAAGCAAAUGGGUGUAAACUAUUACAGGUUCUCAAUUCCAUGGUCCAGAAUAUUACCAGGUGGGAAAUUAUGCAUGGGCAAAAGCCUAGAAGGCAUCAAUCACUACAACAAGUUAAUAGACGAGUUGAUAGACAAUGAGAUUAAGCCAUUUGUUACUCUUUUCCACUGGGAUCUUCCAAUUGCUUUGGAAGAAGAGUACAUGGGUUUCUUAAGUUCAAAAGUUGUCGAUGAUUUUGUCGAUUUUGCUGAUAUUUGCUUCUGGGAAUUUGGGGAUCGAGUAAAAGAUUGGGCUACACUAAACGAGCCAUAUAGAUUCACUAUCUGUGGAUACGUCGAAGGUAUCUACCCACCUGGUCGGGGUGGAAAGGGUGAAGAGGGUGACCCUGAAACAGAACCAUAUACUGUUGCAUACAACCUACUUAAUUGUCAUGCAGCUGCUUAUAGAAAAUACGAAAAAGAUUAUAAGGCUCAUCAAAAAGGCAAAGUGGGAAUUACAUUUGACACCAACUUUUUCAAACCAUAUCGAGGCUCAAGUAAUAAAGAUGAUGUCAAAGCUGUCCAAUAUGCAUAUGAUUUUAUGUUCGGAUGGUUUUUAGAACCAUUAACAAAAGGUACUUGGCCAGAAAGCAUGCAAAAAUUUACUACGUCUCCGACUAAAAAAUACCCAAAUGGUCGACGUUUGCCUAAAUUUUCUGAUGAUCAACUUGCGAAGUUGAUUGGGUCAUAUGAUUUCCUUGGAAUAAACUACUACACUGCAAAUUUUUCUCAAUUUCAAGCUCCUGCUCCUGAUGUUCGUAUUGGGUAUCUUACAGAUCGUCAUUACACGCCAUCAGGUAAUGAAAAACUUGCAAGCUUUAAUCUAAUUGGCACUUCGAAAAAUGGAAAGGACCCCAGGAAGAACCCGAUAGGACCUGUGGCUUUCGAAGGCUCCUGGGUUUAUCUUUGUCCUGAAGAGCUUACUGAGCUCUUGUUGCUUGUGAAGAACAAAUACCAUGUUACAAAAGAUAUUAUAAUUACGGAGAAUGGAUCCCAAGAUCAGAACUUACCUGAUAAAACAUUUGUACAAGUUCGAGAUGACACAUUUCGAAUUAAUUACAUUAAAAAACAUCUUGAAGCUAUCAAAAAGGCCAGGAGUCUAGGAGUGAAUGUCAUGGGGCACUUCGUUUGGUCAUUCAUGGAUAGCUUUGAAUGGGUUUUUGGCUAUAAUUCUCGAUUUGGUAUGUUUUAUGUUGAUUACACAAACAAUCUUCUAAGGUACCCAAAAAAUUCAGCAAUUUGGUAUAGAAAAUUUCUGUCUGCAAAGAGUAGGUUACUUCUAAAAAGAUCCCUACGUAAUGAUCAGCAAGAAAAAGAAGAUGAGGUCAAUGAUAUGAUGAAGGAAGAAGAAGAAGAUGAUGAAAUAAUUGAAGUGAUUCCAAAACUGAAGAAGGCCAAAGCAUAA
Molecule: messenger RNA, 1686 nt
Organism: Lactuca saligna
Lineage: Eukaryota; Viridiplantae; Streptophyta; Magnoliopsida; Asterales; Asteraceae
Source: the annotation of a GenBank genome assembly